CUCCCUGCCUCCCGCUGAGGUCACUCCGGCCCGAGGGGCGGCCACGGAGCCCCGAGCAGCCCCUCCCGGCGCCUUGCGGACAGCGGGGCCCCAAGAGCCGCUCCCUGGCUAGCUCGGGGACCCAGGCGGCCGCGCUUCCUUGUCUUCCUCUCGCUACGCGCCGCCGGGCUUUGGCGGUGAUGGAGCCUCCGCCUCCGCCGCGUCCUCGCCGGCUGCGUGCGUGCACUCGCGGUCCGCUGCACGAGGGCUUCGGGCUGCCGAUUCCCCAGAAGACAGGAGGGCAGCUGCGCUGGGUCAGCAGGGAAGAGGGCCGGCAGCCGUGCAGGAGGCGGUGGGACUCCCUGCCACUUGCAGCCUGGAUUAAGGCGCCUGCUCAGCAGACAGCGGCCACCCACCCACCCCCUGCUUUCCUCGGAGGAGCUCCCUGGAGUGGCCAGGCAUGGCCCUGCUGGUGCUGGCCUUGGCGCUGGUGCUGGCGGGCCUGGCCAGUGGGCAGGGCUCAGCAGCAGUGCUGGGCACCCUCGACUUGCAGAUCGAUGAGGAGCAGCCGGCAGGCACCAUCAUUGGGGACAUCAGUGCGGGUUUGCCUCCAGGCACUUCCGCCUACAUGUACUUCAUCUCUGCACAGGAGGACAGUGGGGUGGCUACUGACCUGGAGAUUGAUGAGAACACCGGUAUCAUCAAGACUGCCCGUGUGCUGGACCACGAGAGCCGUGGCCACUAUAGCUUCAUUGCCGUCACCCCUGAAGGGAACACAGUGCAGGUCAGUGUGCAGGUCAACGACAUCAAUGAUCAUGCCCCCACUUUCCCCAAGCCCCGAGCCUCCCUCCAGAUCCCAGAACACACCCCGCUUGGUAGCCGCUUCCCCCUUGAAGCAGCCUUCGAUGCAGACAGUGGCUUGCUCAACACCCAAGGAUAUGCCAUCAAGGGGGCAAACGCCGGCCACACGUUCCAGCUGGACACACGUCGUGCGCCCGAUGGAGUCCUCCACCCAGAGCUGGUGGUGGGCAGCCUCUUGGACCGGGAGAUCCGUUCCACCUACACGCUGCUUCUGGAGGCCUAUGAUGGCGGGUCCCCACCCAGGAGCUCCCAGAUGACCUUGGACGUCUCUGUCCAGGAUGUCAACGACAACGCCCCAGCCUUCAACCAAAGCCGCUAUCACACCCUCAUCCCAGAGAACCUGCAGCCGGGCAGCAGCAUCAUGCAGGUCUUUGCCUGGGAUGCCGACGAAGGGGACAACGGGGCAGUGGUGUACGAGAUCAACCGCCGGCAGAGCGACCCGGAGCAGUACUUCACGAUCGACGCCACCACAGGGGUGAUCAAGCUCAACAAGGGGCUGGACUACGAGCUGCGGAAGGUGCAUGAGCUGGUGGUCCAAGCUAGGGACCGGGCCGUGCACCCCGAGGUCUCGACCGCCUUUGUCACCAUCCAGGUGCGUGACUACAAUGACAACCAGCCCACCAUGACCAUCAUCUUCCUCAGCGAGGAUGGCUCCCCUCGCAUCUCGGAGGGGGCCCAGCCUGGGCAGUUCGUGGCCCGCAUCUCUGUCUCGGACCCUGACUACGGCGAGUACGCCAAUAUCAAUGUCUCCUUGGAGGGCGGGGAAGGCAAAUUUGCCCUCACCACCAAAGACAAUAUCAUCUAUCUAAUCUGCGUUGACCAAAUGCUGGACCGGGAGGAACGGGACUCCUAUGAGUUGCGCGUGACGGCCACAGACUCGGGGACGCCACCACUCCGCGCCGAGUCAGCUUUUGUGCUCCAGGUGACGGACAUAAAUGACAACCCGCCCCUCUUUGACGCUCAGGAGUAUGAGCAGACCGUCCCGGAGGUGGUCUAUCCGGGCAGCUUCGUGCUGCAGGUGACGGCCCGGGACAAGGACCAAGGCCCGAAUGGGGAGGUUCGCUAUAGCAUCCUGCAUACCCGCCACACCCAUUCCCAUUGGUUUGCCAUCGAUGCUGCUACUGGCAUUGUCACCACGGCCUCCUCUCUGGACUAUGAGGUCGACUCCCAGCCUCAGCUGACUGUGCUGGCCACGGAUAGAGGCAAGCCCAGCCUCUCCUCCACUGCUGUGGUUCACGUGACGCUGCAGGAUGUCAAUGACAAUGAGCCCGUCUUUGACAGCAACUUCUACAAUGUCUCCCUGAAGGAGAAUGUGCCUCCUGGCACCUGCUUCCUCCAGAUCACGGCGACUGAUGCUGACAGCAGCGCUUUGGGCUCCGUCUCCUAUUCCCUCGGCACCGGCAUCAGCAGCUCUGUCCCCUCUGCCUUCAGCCUGGGGGAGGAGACCGGCCAGCUCUGCACCACCCGAGACCUGGACCGCGAUGAGGGGCCGGCCACCUACGACUACACCGUCACAGCCAUCGAUGGGGGCGGGCUGAGCGCCAUGGCCUACGUCAGGGUCUCCCUGGAGGACGUCAACGACAACGCCCCUGCCUUCUACCCGCUGGAGUACGCCACCAGCAUCAGCACCCAGAGCCAGCCGGGGGCCGCGGUGCUGCGCGUCACCGCCCAGGACAAGGACGAGGGGCUGCACGGGCGAGUGAGCUACCACAUGGCCGCCGGCAACAGCCCGGCUCUCUUUGCGCUGAACCCCGACACUGGCACCAUCUCGCUGCUGCGGACACUGACGGGCCAAGCCGGCAGGCUGCUGCGGCUGGAGGUGGCCGCCCGGGAUGGGGGGGGCCUGGCAGCCCAGCCCAGGGCCCGGGUCAACAUCAGCAUCGUGGCGGGCACCGUCUCCCCGCCCAGCUUUGAGCGGGCUCAGUACUCCUUCACCGUCCCUGAGGAUACCCACCCUGGCAGCCGGGUGGGCGCCAUCUCUGCCCAGAACCCCCCAGGCCACUCGGACAGCGUGUUUUACUCCAUUGCCUCGGGAGACCCCCAGGGGUACUUCGCCAUCGACCCCAGCACGGGGGAGCUGCACACUCGCCUGGCCCUGGACCACGAGACUCAGGCGGCCCUCACCCUGGAAGUGCAAGCCCGGAGCGGCUCCCCGCCCGCCUACAGCAGCGCCCAGGUGCAGAUCGGCGUCUCCGACGUGAAUGACCACGCGCCCACCUUCCCCGCCCCCUCCGACUCGGUGCUGCUGCCCGAGGGGGCUGCCCUGGGCUCCGUCGUGUAUACGGUGCGGGCCGAGGACCGCGACAGUGGCGCCAACGGGCAGGUGCGCUUUGAGGUGGCCCCGGGCAGUGCGGGCCCCUUCACCGUGGAGCAUUUCUCGGGGAAAGUGCGGCUGGUGGGGGCCUUGCAGCGGGAGGGCAGCGCUCCCUACCAGCUGGCCAUCCUGGCGCACGACGGGGGGAGCCCCCGGCUCAGCGCCACCUUCACACUCCUGGUGCACGUGCAGGCGGAAGACGAGCACGGCCCCGUCUUCGACACGCCCGCCUACCGGGUGGAGGUGCGCGAGGGGGUGCCCGUGGGCACGGCCUUCCUGCAGGUGCGGGCCCUGGCCCGGGCCUCCCCCUCCCUGCUGACCUACCACUUGCGUGCCGAUGGCGAUGCCACCAGCUUUGGCCUCGCGCCGGACACAGGGUGGCUGCAUGUGCGCAGCGUGCUGGACCGGGAGGUGCAGGAGCUGCAUGUGCUGACGGUGCUGGCUGUGGCCGGGGACGGGGAGGGCCGCCAGACGGGCACCAGCACGGUGCGGGUCACGGUCACCGACGAGAACGACAACAGCCCCCGGCUCAGCGAGGAGCGCUACUUCUUCCCCGUGGCCGAGAACCGAGCCGCCGGCAGCAGUGUGGGCCGGCUGACGGCCAGCGACCGGGACGCCGGGCCCAACAGCCGCCUCUCCUACCGCCUGCUGCCGCCCGAGGGGGACUUCCUGAUCCACACGCAGACGGGAGAGCUGAGCAUCCGGAAGAGUCUGGACCGGGAGCAGCAAGCCAGCUACCAGCUGCAAGUCGUGGUGCAGGAUGGGGGGACCCCGCCACGCAGCGCCACCGGCACCGUCUACGUCACGGUGCUGGAUGAGAACGACAAUGCACCCUCCUUCCUGCACGUGGCUGAAGGGCGGGAGCUUCUCCUGCAGGUUCUGGAGGAGAAGCCAGCAGGCCUCCUGGUUGCUUCGCUGCAGGCCAAGGACCCCGACGAGGGUGAAAAUGGGACCAUCUUCUAUUCGCUGUCAGGCGCCUGGGCAGAACGCUUUUCCCUGCACGUGGCCACGGGGGAGCUGCGCACGGCCACCACCCUGCGCCAGUCCGACCACAGCGAGUACUUUUUCACCGUGAGUGCCAGUGACCGCGGCAGCAGCCCCCGGAGCACUGCAGCAGCUGUUCGCAUCCAGGUGGUGUCCACAGCCCACCUGCUUCCCUGGCCUGAUACCACGGUGCUGACUCUCUGCCCUGUGGAGGGUCUGCAGCCCGGCUCCAUCCUUGGCUCUGUGGCUCCAGCCGAGCCCCGCUCGCAGGGGCAGGCGACCUACAUGCUGGUGGGGGGCGGCAGCGGGGAGGGUCUCUUUGUGGUGGAUGCUGCCACGGGAGACAUCUACGUGGCACAGGAGCUGGACUAUGAGGCCGGGAUGCGGCACACCUUGCAAGUGAGUGUGGAAGACGCCUUGCAGGGCUACCUCAGCCAGCGGCUGGUCUUGGUGGAGAUUCAUGUGCAGGACCGCAACGACCACGUGCCCGCCUGGCCCCAGGACCCCGUGACCGUCGUGGUGUCUGAGAGCGCCACCCCCGGCAGCUCCCUCUUCACCUUCCAGGCGCUGGAUGGCGACGGCUCCGGCCCCAACAGCCAGCUGCACUACCGCCUCCUGCCCCGGGGAGCGCCGCGGCUGCCCUUCUGGCUGGACGCGCAGAGUGGGGAGCUGCGCCUGCAGGGGGCGCUAGACCGCGAAGCCCAGUCCGCCUACCUGCUGGUGGUGGAGGCCACGGACCAGGCGCUCAACGCCAGCCAGCGCCACUCGGCCGCCGUCACGGCCCACGUCUUCGUCAUGGACGAGAACGACAACGCCCCCGAGUUCCUCUCCCCGUCGCAGGUCACCGUGCCUGAAGACCAGCCCACCGGCUUCCUGCUGCUGCAAGUGGUGGCCAGGGACCACGACCUGGGGGAGAACGGACGCGUCAGCUACCUCCUGCGUGCCGGGAACGCCGACGGGAGGUUCCACCUCAAUCCCAGCACAGGGGCUUUGUCCAUCGUAAGGGCUUUGGACCGGGAAGAGGUGGCCCAGCACAACUUGACCGUGCUUGCCAGCGACCAUGGCUCCCCCCGGCGUUCUGCCACGCAGCUGCUCCUGGUGCACGUGCUGGACGUGAAUGAUGAGGCGCCGGCCUUUGAGAGGAGCAGUUACGAGGUCAGCUUGGCCGAGAACCUGCCCCCGGGUGUCUCUGUGCUGCAGCUGCGUGCCACCGACCACGACUUGGGAGCCAACGGGCAGGUGUCCUACGGGGGCGUCUCUGGGGACGACUUCUCCCUUGACCCUCACACGGGCCUGAUCAGCACUCGGCGCCCGUUGGACCGAGAAGAACACGCAGAGCACCUGCUGACAGUGUAUGCCCGGGACAGCGGCCUGCCCCCCCACCAGGCCAAGGCAACCGUGCGGGUGCUGGUGGCUGAUGACAACGACCACCCCCCAGCCUUCGAAAGGCAGGCUUAUGCCUUGGAGGUCCCUGAGAACCAGAACCACGUGGCACUGAUGGCUGUGCGGGCCACCGACCACGAUGCGGGCGAGAACAGGCACCUCUCCUACCGCUUGGCAGCCGGAGAUCCUGAGGAGGACUUUGCUCUGGACCCCACCUCCGGCCAGCUGUCCACAGCGCGGGGCCUGGACCGGGAGCGUGUGGCCUCCUAUGUGCUGGCCGUCGAGGCCUGCGACCACGGCGCGCCCCCCCGCUGUGCCGGGCAGGAGGUCCGUGUGCGAGUGCUGGACCUGAACGACAACGCGCCCCAGUUUGCCCAGGAAGCCUACGCAGCGGAGGUGCCGGAGGACCUGCCCGUGGGGGCCCUGGUGCUGCAGCUGGAAGCCCUGGACCCGGACGAAGGUCCCAACGGCCACGUCUCCUACUUCCUGGCGAACGAGUCCCUGGGCACCUUCCAGGUGGAGCCAGAGUCGGGCCGCCUGACCAGCACCCAGCCCCUGGACCGGGAGCGCCGGGCCGGCUACAGCUUCCUGGCGUGGGCGGUGGACUCCUCCCCCUUGAGCCCCCAGAGCGCCUCUGUGCGGGUCACGGUCACCGUGCAGGACGUCAACGACCACGCCCCCGCCUUCCCCCUCAGCCCGCUGGCGGUCACGCUGCCCCGCAACACGCCUCCCAAGCGGGUGGUGGCCACGCUCCGUGCCGAAGACCACGACGCGGGGGCCAACGCCUCCAUCCUCUACCGCCUGGCCACGCCCUCGCCAGCCUUCGCCAUCAACAGCUACACGGGAGCCCUCCAGCUGCUGCAGCCCCUGGCGGGGCUCAGCCCGCGGCAGCGCACGCUCUUCGUGCUGGCCAGCGACCUGGGGGAGCCGCCGCUCUCCUCCACAGGCGUGGUGGUGAUCCACCUGCAAGAGGAGAGCUCCCGGGGAGUGCGCUUCCCCCGUGGCACCAGCGACGUGGCGCUGCCCGAGAACGCCGCCCCAGGCACCACCGUGGUGAGCAUCCCAGCCACACACACGGCAGGCUCGUCCGGCCGGAUCACCUACAGCCUCGUCAGUGGCAACGAGAAGGGAGCCUUCCACAUCCAGCCCAGCUCAGGUGUGGUCUCGGUGCGCAGGCCCGGGAGCCUCGACUUUGAGCUGAGCGCUCGCCUGCGCCUGGUCCUCCAGGCAGAGACCCCCACCUCCUUCGGCUUCAUGGCCGUCAACGUCCACCUGCAGGACGUCAACGACAACCAGCCCCGCUUCCAGCUGCAGCACUACGUGGCCUUCAUCUGGGAGGCCCAGGGCUACGACUCACCUGUCAUCCAGGUCGUGGCCGAGGACCUGGAUCAGGGCCUCAACGGCCAGGUGACGUACAUGAUCAACCAGACCCUACCCAUGAAUGGACUGUACCACAUCAACCCCCAGACAGGAGCCAUCACCACAGCGGCCAUUCUGGACAGGGAGAUCUGGGCCCAGACACGGCUGGUGCUGACGGCCACAGACAGGGGCAGCCCCCCCCUCGUGGGCUCGGCCACGCUCACCGUGGUGGUGAUGGACGUCAACGACAACAGCCCCACCAUCCCUGCGCCCUGGGAGGUGCGGGUGCCUGAGAACGCUCUGCUGGGCACGGAGAUCACCAUGGUGACGGGCAACGAUGUGGACUGCGGCCCGCAGCUCUCCUACCUGCUGGUGCUGGACAGCAGUGCCGGGGGCACCUUCGGCAUCCUGCGCUACGGGGGGCGUGUCCUGCUGAUGGCGCCGCUCGACUAUGAGCAGCGCAGCCGCUACACCCUGACCGUGCGCGCCAGCGACUCCCAGCAUGAGGCCGAAGCCAACGUCACCGUGCUGGUGGACGACGUGAACGACAACGCGCCCGUCUUUCCCCAGGCCCUGUACCAGGUGCUGCUGCCCGAACACACCCCAGCGGGCAGCACCAUCCUCACCCUCAGUGCCACAGACCUGGACUCUGGCGCCAAUGGAGAAGUCACCUACGAAUUGGCCACGCCCAGCCACGCCCUCGCCAUCCACAGCAGUAACGGGACGCUGUUCACCACGCAGCCUCUGCUCCUGGAGCCAGGGUGCCCCACACUGGACAUCCUGGUGGGGGCUCGGGAUGGGGGCUCACCCAGCCUCUCCGCCUGGACCACGGUGCAGAUCCAAGUGCUGGACGUCAACGACCACGGGCCUCGCUUCCUGAAGCCGCACUACAACGCCUGCGUGCCCGAGGACCUGCGGCCAGGCACCACCUUGCUGACCCUGGAGGCCGUGGAUGCAGACGUGGCCCGGGAGAACGCAGCCCUGGACUAUGCCAUCAUCAGCGGCAACAGCGGCCACGCUUUCCAGCUGGAGGGCCGGGUGGGAGGCGUCAGCACCCUGGUGCUGGUGGAGCCCCUCGACUUCGAGGCUGUGGCCGUCUACAACCUGACGGUGGUGGUGUCUGACCGGGGAGUGCCCCAGCACAGCGCCGUGGUGCCGGUGGUGCUCACGGUGGUGGACGUCAAUGACAACCCUCCCCUCUUUGGGCGGCCCGCCUACCACAUGGCUGUGAGCGAGAGUGCCGCCCCCGGCGUGGAGCUGCUGCGGGUGGUUGCCCACGACCCAGACUCGGGCCCCCAUGGGCAGGUGCGCUACAGCAUCAGCUCCGGAGACCCCGGGGGCCUCUUCCAGCUGCACCCAUCCACGGGGGCACUCCGCCUGGCCAAGGCCCUGGACUGCGAAGCCCAGGCCCAGCACGCCCUGGUGGUGCAGGCCUCCGACGGGGCCGGCGGUCACUUUGCCCUCACGUCCGUCACCAUCGAGGUGAAGGAUGUCAAUGACAACCUCCCCUACUUCCCGGUCGAGGUGCUGAGCACCAGUCUCCGAGAGAACCUGCCGCCCGGCAGCCUGGUCACCACCGUGCGGGCAGUGGACCCCGACGUGGGGGUCUUUGGGGAGCUGCGCUACAGCCUGCGGCAGACCGAGGGCUGGGACGCCUUCGCCAUCAACAGCAGCUCCGGAGAGCUGCACGCCCGCCUCCCCUUCGACUACGAGCGCACCAAGGCCGUCCAGCUGCUGGUGCAGGCCACGGAUGUCGGCAACGCCUCUGCCACGGCCACCGUGCGCGUCCUGGUGACGGGGGAGGACGAGUACGAGCCAGUCUUCCUCAGCCCCGCCUUCAGCUUCGAGGUGCCGGAAGGGGCCCGCCGCGGCCAGCCCAUCGGCCACGUGAUGGCCACGGACGAGGACGAGGGCCCGGACGGGGUGGUGCUCUACAGCCUGACCAGACCGUCCCCCUUCUUUGGGAUCAACCAGACCAGCGGCACCCUCUACCUGCGCAUGGACAGCCAAGUGCCCGCAGGGGGGCCUCCCAUGCCAGAGCCCCGGGAGAUGGUGCUGGAGGUGCAGGCCCACGGCCCCCUGCCGGCCUCGCGCUCCGCCUCCACCCAGGUGACCAUCGAUGUGACCCACACGUCCUUUGGCCUGGCGCCUGACUUCAACUUGCUCCUGGUGGUGGCGGUGGCCGCCUCCCUCGGCGUGGUGGUGGUCUUGGCAGCCGUGGCCAUUGUGCUGGCCCUCGCACGCGCUCGGCAAGGCCACAGCCCCAAGGAGGUGGACCUGGCCUGCGAGCAGAGCGGCUCCAUGCAGAAGCUGGGCCACGCCGAGCCAGGCCUGCCUGGUGGGACCUGCCUGUAUCACGAGGCACUGCCUGGCUACGGCCCGGAGCCCCCCGGCCCCUAUGCCAGGGGCGGGUCGCUGGACCCCUCCCACUCCAGCGGGCGAGGCUCCGCAGAGGCAGCCGAGGAUGACGAGAUCCGCAUGAUCAACGAGUGCCCACACGUGGCCAGCAUCGCCUCUUCCCUGCAGGAGCACCUGGCUGCCCGCGGGCCCGACUCCGGCAUCCAGACGGACGCCGACCGGCUCUCCGACGUCUCCUGUGAGCCCGCUGCCCUCGACGCCGCCCACUGGUUCAAGAGCAGGAAGGGGGCCGGCCUGCUGCUGCCUGGGCAGCCCCCACAGCUCUACCGGGAAGGCGGCGGUGGCAGCAGUGGGGCCUACCUGGGUGCUGGCUGUGGCCUCAGUGUCUCCUCCUCCUCCUCCUCCUCCAAAGACUACUCCUUCCCAGAGGACGGCAAGCCCUGCGUGGACGGCUCCCUCACAGCCAUCGUGGCCAGUGACGAGGAGCUGCGGGGGAGCUACAGCUGGGACUAUCUGCUCAACUGGUGCCCCCAGUUCCAGCCGCUGGCCAGUGUUUUCACAGAGAUCGCCCGCCUCAAGGAUGAGAGCUCCUUGCGCCAGCCCUUCCCCAGCAAGCCCAAGCCCCGCAUCGACCCACCGCCCCUCAUCACCUCGGUGGCACACCCUGGCGCCAAGUCCGUGCCCCCUAAGCCCGCUGUGGGGCGGGCAUUCCCACACCUGUCCUCGCUGCGCCGUUCCCCCCUCAGCCACGAGGGCUCCCUCUCCUCAGCCGCCAUGUCUCCCAGCUUCUCCCCCUCCCUGUCCCCCCUGGCAGCCCGGUCCCCGGUGGUCUCGCCCUUCGGGGUCUCCCAGGGGCCCUCGGCCUCGGCCAUCAGCACCGAGCACUCCUUGGAGACCCCGGAAGAGGCAGAGCUCCGCAUCUAGGCUGGCCUCUGCCUCCUGGGGCCGGGAGACCCCCUGAACACACCCGCCGGCCUCCCAGGGGGCGAUGGAGGGGAAGGGGGCGGAUGGAGCACCCUGGGAAGCGCCGAGGCUGCUGGAGCCAAGAGGACGUUGCCCACAGGCUGCAAGGACCACGGCCCUCCAGCCCCUCCGUCACGGACACCAGUUGCCCCCCUCCCCACGAGUGCUCUGCGCCCCCUCCCCCCACUGCACAGUUCCAGCACGCAGCCCGGCUUCACUCCGCGCCUCGGCUAGAUCAGCCAGAUCGGGGUGCAGGGUGGGGGGAGUGGAGCCCCCCACCCCCGGAGCCUCUCUCAGCCCCCACUGCCUCCCUGGCACCCACUUGAUGGAUUUCUGCCGGCCCAAACCACUCCUGGGGAGUGAGUGGCCACCAUGGCGUGGAGAUGCAUCAUGAGCCCCCGAGACCUUCACAGACUUGGCACCACUGCCUAGUGGGCGGCCAAAAGGAGCGGGGGGCGCGGGGGGGGCACCAGUCAAGAGAUGCAGAUGCGACAAAGGGCACGGGGGGGGGGGCUGCUCUCCCUGGCCAGACUGGCACCCUCAGCCCCACUCCCCUCCUCCAGCUCCCCCCCCCCGGCUCCCAGGAGCCCCACACCCUGUUCUUAUUGCAUGGAGCACACCAGCGUCUGCACAGACCUUGGGGGGCUGGUCCCCCCCACACACCCACAUGCCUGGGAAGAGGGCACUUCCGCCUCCAUUGCUCUGGAGGCCCCGCAGGUGCCCAGGAAGGAAGGAAGGGUGGCCCCCAGCAGCUGGCCUGAGCUGGAGGGGCAGCUUUCACGCUCCUGUCUUGGGCGGGGGGGGUGGCGGCUCCUGCACAGCCCAACGACCGGCCGCUUGCCGAAGCCACAGGCCCUUGCUUGGAGCUCCGGCUGCCCCCCACUCCAGGCCGGCCACAGGAUGGAUCAAGGUGCCGGCUCCAGCCAUCCCGAGUCCCUGCAUGUAGAGAGCAAGCCUGGCAGGCACGGUGGGGGGGGGCUCAGACAGCCCUAGCCAAUGGGAGUGGCAGCCAGGAGAGGAAGGGACUGGCCAUGAGUUGCGGGGAGGCAGGCAGGAGGGCCUGGCCAGCGGGAGGGAGAGUCCCCGGAGAGCUCUUGCGUGUGCAUCGGGCCUUCCCAGGGCCUGCGGCUGCACUCCUGGGAAAGCUCCACCGGCUGGAUUUCUGCCUGCCAUGCAGCUGUUGAGAGCAGAAGACUCCUGCCAGGAACAUGGUGGCGAGAGCUGCAGAGCCAGGCCUGGGGCGGGGGGGGCUGUGCCGGGCUGGCUUCCAUGGCUGGAGGCACAUCCUGUGGGGCAGGCUGCCUGAGCAGCCCAGGGCUCCGGAAGCAGAGGGGUGCCCUCCAGGCCGGCCUGCCGGAGCCCACGAGGCCCUUCAGCCGGAGAGACCCAAAGCACACCGGCCCCCACCCCCCUCCGCCCCGGCUGAGCCUCUUUUAUUUAUUGUAGUCUCCCCCCCCCACCCGCACCCCCUUUCCGACCUUUGUAUCUUUUUGUACCCCCCUGAGCUGCAUGAGUCUCUGGCCCUCCCUGAGGGGGAACCAGAUCCCAAGUGCCAACUUUUUGAAGUAAUGCCUUAAUAAACCACACCACGUUUCUACA
Messenger RNA from Hemicordylus capensis (graceful crag lizard), 11800 nucleotides. RefSeq names its product dachsous cadherin-related 1 (gene DCHS1). The transcript is spliced from 21 exons. Gene Ontology annotation, biological process: homophilic cell-cell adhesion. The coding region runs from base 440 to 10162 and encodes 3240 amino acids. Gene Ontology annotation, molecular function: calcium ion binding. NCBI's taxonomy places the organism in Eukaryota, Metazoa, Chordata, Lepidosauria, Squamata, Cordylidae. The record is from RefSeq and is a predicted model, not a curated record. Gene Ontology annotation, cellular component: plasma membrane.